Molecule: messenger RNA, 1373 nt
Organism: Racocetra fulgida
Lineage: Eukaryota; Fungi; Glomeromycota; Glomeromycetes; Diversisporales; Gigasporaceae
Source: the annotation of a GenBank genome assembly
ACUUUGACAACGACGAGGAGGAAGUUAUUGCUGAAGAAGACGACGCUGAUUUCAAUUUUACGGACGUGGUUGCCGAAAAAGAUCGUAAAAAAAGUUACGAAGUGGAAUUCAAAGUUCACUCUGUUCAAGGUAUUGUCAAGAACCAAGACGAAGAAGUUACUCAUGUGUCUAAUAUUCUUGGUAUCCAAAAGCAACAUGCUGCGACAUUACUUCGUCAUUUUUGUUGGAAUAAAGAAAGACUUAUCGAGAGAUAUAUGGAUGAUCCAAAAGAUGUCCUGCAUAAAGCUGGUGUCAUAACUGAUGAUUCUAUGAUUCCAAAGUUCGUAAAGGUUCCAGGUUUUGUAUGUGAGAUUUGCUGCGAUGAUGAAGAUAUAGAAACUUUGGCUCUGUCAUGUGGUCAUCGAUUUUGUCGAAGUUGUUACGAACAUUACUUGACACAAAAGAUCAAGGAGGAAGGUGAAAGUCGUAGGAUAUCGUGUAUGGCCAAUGGUUGUAAUGUUAUCGUGGAUGAAAAAACGGUGGAAUUAGCAGUUAACAAUGACAUACACGAAAGCUGUGAAUAUGCGAUCGAAUGCCAUGUACCACAAGCUUCUCUCACAAGUAUUGUACCAACAGUCGAAUGUUCAUGUAGUCACCGAUUCUGCUUCGGUUGCAGUUUACCUGAUCAUCAACCAUCGAUUUGUACGCUUGUUAAAAGAUGGAUCAAAAAAUGUGAGGAUGACUCAGAAACAGCUAAUUGGAUCUCUGCACAUACAAAAGAAUGUGGGAAAUGUCAUUCUACCAUUGAAAAAAAUGGUGGAUGUAACCAUAUGACCUGUCGCAAAUGUAAGUACGAAUUUUGCUGGGUCUGUAUGGGACCAUGGUCAGAACAUGGUACCAGUUGGUAUAAUUGUAAUCGUUAUGAUGAAAGAAGUAGUCAGGAUGCUAGAGAUCAGCAAGCAAAAUCUCGUGCAUCCUUGGAACGAUAUCUUCACCUUGAUCGUGAACUUUAUAAUAAGACUGAAAAGAAGAUGGAAGAAAUGCAACAAACAUCUGAUUUAUCUUGGAUUGAAGUUCAAUUCCUUAGAAAAGCUGUUGAUACUCUUGUGCAAUGUCGUAUGACACUUAAAUGGACAUACGCAUUUGCAUUUUAUCUCGCUCGUAACAAUCAUACAGAAAUGUUUGAGGACAAUCAACGUGACCUUGAAAUGGCCGUUGAACAACUUUCAGAAUUAUUGGAAAAACCCAUUGAACCAGAGAAAAUUAGUGAAUUGAAAGAACAAGUCUUGAAUAAAACUGUUUAUGUUUUGAAUCGUAGAGAGGUAUUAUUAGAUGAUACCGCUAAAGGAUUGCUUGAAGAACGAUGGGAAUAUCAGGUAGAUAUCACGAGCUAA